AUGGCCCCUUCCACCCCCUCCUCCCAUCGCCCGCGCAAGAAGAGAAAGGUUCCCACCGCGCCGGGAUCCAACAACAACUUGAUCUUGGAUAUCGGAGAUGGCAAACAGACCCCAGCAUUUCCCUCGUCUCGUUCUUAUGGGCUGCGCGUGCGGGUCCCCCCAAUGCACGGUGACUUCGAGGCCCAGAGACAUUGGAUGGAGAUUACCACACAUCUGCCAAUGGCCAGGUGGUAUCUCUACGAUUUGCAAUAUUGGGGCCUCGACUACCCCCCAUUAACUGCAUACCAUAGUUGGCUGCUGGGUAAAAUUGGCUCCAUCGUUGAGCCUGCUUGGUUUGCAUUGGACAAGUCCCGCGGCUUCGAGGACCCGCAUUUGAAGGUCUUCAUGCGCGCCACCGUCAUUGCAUCAGAGUACCUCAUUUACAUCCCCGCCAUCGUGAACUUCCUUCGCCGAUAUACCCGCAUGCAGGGUGUACAUGCGUGGUCCGCCUCAAUUGCCCUCGUUGCGAUUCUUCUCCAGCCGGCAACCAUCCUCAUCGACCAUGGUCACUUUCAGUAUAAUACCGUUAUGUUGGGACUGAUGGUCGCAAGUUUGGAUGCCAUUCUUGCGGGCCGCAUGCUCUGGGCGUGUCUAUUCUUUGUUGGCGCCCUGGGCUUUAAGCAGAUGGCGCUCUAUUAUGCACCGGUCAUGUUUGCCUAUCUGCUGGGCGUCUGCAUCUUCCCCCGGAUCCGCAUCCUCAGACUCAUCAACAUCGCCAUCAUCACCCUCGCCGCUUUUACUUUGCUCUUUGCACCACUCCUGGUUGCUGCAACUAACCCUGAAGCCCGAGCAUUGUUUGCGACAUCGCCGCAGCCUCCCCUCUUGCAGGCACUCCCUAUCUCACUCGACAAGAACACAGCGGCAUACGCGAUUCUCUUCCAGCUGACGCAGACUAUUCACCGUGUGCUCCCCUUCUCCCGCGGAAUCUUUGAGGAUAAAGUUGCCAACGCCUGGUGUGCCAUUCACACAUUCUACAAGCUCCACCACUUCGAUGUAUCCCUACUCCAGCGAGCUUCGCUGGGCGCCACAUUGGCUUCGAUCGCCAUUCCUUGUGGUAUCAUCUUCCGCCACCCGCGAGCAUCUCUUAUCCUCCCCGCCUUGUCCUGUGUUUCCUGGGGCUUCUUUCUGUUCUCUUUCCAAGUGCACGAGAAAAGCGUCCUCCUGCCGCUCCUUCCCAUGACUCUGUCACUCGCUGGAGAUGGCGGUCUUAACAAGGAGAACCGCGCCUGGGUUGGUUGGGCCAAUGUCCUUGGCUCGUGGACUAUGUAUCCACUGCUUAAGCGCGAGGAGCUUCGUGUUCCGUAUAUUGUGAUGACCCUCCUGUGGGCCUACUUGAUGGGUCUGCCACCAGUAUGUCUGGAGACUUACCGCAGCCGUGCGACAUUGGAAGACCCCAAUCCGCAAUUCGAGCUGCACCUCCUGACCAAGCUCAUUCAUUUUGCAUUCUACCUUGCGAUGGUUGGCUGGCAUGUUCUUGAGGCAUUUGUGCCCACACCUGCCGGCAAGCCAGACAUCUGGGUCGUCCUCAACGCACUCAUUGGAGCGGGUGGUUUCGGGCUCGCCUAUCUCUGGUGCAUGUGGAAGUUGAUUACCCAGUGCCGCCAGAUCGAUCUUCAAGUUGCCGAAGAAGAGAGCCGGAAGAAGAAGCAGUGA
This is a messenger RNA of Penicillium cosmopolitanum, 1692 nucleotides long. RefSeq names its product dolichyl-P-Glc:Man(9)GlcNAc(2)-PP-dolichol alpha-1,3-glucosyltransferase ALG6. Gene Ontology annotation, molecular function: dolichyl pyrophosphate Man9GlcNAc2 alpha-1,3-glucosyltransferase activity. The transcript has 3 exons. NCBI's taxonomy places the organism in Eukaryota, Fungi, Ascomycota, Eurotiomycetes, Eurotiales, Aspergillaceae. Bases 1 to 1692 code for a protein of 563 amino acids. Gene Ontology annotation, cellular component: endoplasmic reticulum membrane. The record is from RefSeq and is a predicted model, not a curated record. Gene Ontology annotation, biological process: protein N-linked glycosylation.